Molecule: messenger RNA, 6821 nt
Organism: Clupea harengus (Atlantic herring)
Lineage: Eukaryota; Metazoa; Chordata; Actinopteri; Clupeiformes; Clupeidae
Gene: pcdh15b
Product: protocadherin-related 15b
Exons: 39
Coding region: 693-6686 (1997 amino acids)
Biological process (GO): homophilic cell-cell adhesion; sensory perception of sound; inner ear development
Cellular component (GO): cell-cell junction; stereocilium; plasma membrane
Molecular function (GO): calcium ion binding
Source: RefSeq, a predicted model, not a curated record
AGGGCUGUAUUCUUACUGCACCCCUUCAUCAGUUUUACCAUCAAUGUGUAAUAUGCCGGCUGUCCUGAGACUUGGAAUAUACAGCGUAUAUAGAUUCUGGCUGUUCAUGCACUGGUUUCCGUCAAGUGUAGUCAUAAUGUGAUUUUGCCGUUGUUCUGUCUUUUUCUUAUAUAUCAUUUGGCUUUUUUCAAGUUUUUAAGACCUCGCCAAGUUAUCGCUGGUGAACGACUGAUCAUAUUUCCUCCACGCUCGUGCGUCUUUGGCGCCACAGCGCUGCUGAUCCUCAGUCAGUGAAGACAGACUGCGUUUUUCUGUCCACCCGCUGUAAUGAGAUUACCCCCUUUCACGUCAGGUGUACAUGCGCGGAUUUAACCGUCCUUUGCUUUCUGAACAUCGACUUCUGUCAUGGGGGAUUGAAUGGAUCCUGAACGUAGGCUACGAUUAAUUUGGUAAAUACAACGGGAAAUUUAGAGCGACUGAAGUUGCAGCAAGCGGUUAGUUAUAAGAUUUCUUUGCACGCUCGAGAGCUUCAACGUUCUCUGGUAGAGGGCGGCAGAGCUCGCGGUAGUGUUGGUCGGAUUCCUGGGAUUGCGCCUUGUAUGAAGAAACAGUUUUUGACUGUCUAUCUGGAAACGGAUUUACAUGGCAUUGGAAAUAACAUGGUUGGCACACAGCAGUAACAUCUGAGGAAAAUGCGCCAGAGGCCUUGGCUCUUCAAAUGGCUGGGAAUAGGUAUAGGGACUCUAUUACUCACCGCCUGCACUUGGUCUCAAGACACAGAUGAUUGGCAGUAUGAGGAGUGCAAGCUGUCCAGAACAGGGCCGCCAGCCACCAUCGUAGCCAUCGACGAAGAGAGCCCCAAUGGGACAUUACUAGUGGAGAACAUGCAGAUCAACGGGCGAGCAGAGGACCCCGACAGAACCAUCUCCCUCUCGCUGCGGGACAACCACGACCACUGGGUCAUCCUGGACUCCAUCAAACAACGCCUGUAUCUCAACAGCACUGGAAGGGUUCUGGACCGGGAUCCUCCCUCCUUCAUUCAGUCAAUCGUGGUGCAGGUUCAGUGUACGAAUGAGCUGGUUGGCACGGUGAUCCACCAUGAGGUCAGGAUCGUGGUGAGGGACCGCAACGACAACAUCCCUCGAUUCCAGCAGCCCCGCUACUAUGUAGCCAUCAAUGAGCUGACCCCCGUUGGCACCACCAUCUUCUCCGGGUUCUCGGGAAACAACGGGGCCAUUGACAUUGAUGACGGCCCCAACGGUCAGAUUGAGUACACCAUUCAGUACAACCCCAAUGACCCAACGGCUAAUAGGACAUUCGAUAUCCCCCUGACCUUGUCUGGCUCUGUUGUGCUUCGAGAGAGGCUGAAUUAUGAAGAAAUCACUCGGUACCUUGUCAUCAUCCAGGCCAAUGACCGAGCUCCUAACCCAAGGGACAGACGGACGGCCACCACGACCCUGACGGUGGACGUGUUGGAUGGAGAUGACCUCGGGCCCAUGUUCCUGCCCUGCAGUCUAGUGGACAACACGCACGACUGCAAACCGCUCACUUACCAAGCUGGCGUCCUGGAGUAUGCUGAACCUAGUAAAGUCAACCCUGUGAACGUGACCCCACCCAUUCAAGCAGUGGACCAGGACCGAAACAUCCAGCCUCCGUCAGGACGCCCAGGCAUCUUCUACUCCAUCCUCAUCGGCAAGCCAGAGGCGUAUGCUGAGUUCUUCUCAUUGAACCGGACCACAGCUGAGCUGUAUCUUCUUCAGCCCAUCAACAGAGACCUCUACCACAAAUUUGACCUGGUAAUCAAGGCUGAACAGGACAAUGGACACCCGCUCCCGGCCUUUGCUAAUUUGCACAUUGAGGUGCUUGAUGAGAACAAUCAGGCGCCCUACUUCCAGGCGCCCGUGUACUACGGCUUUAUCAGCGAAUCAGCACCAGUGGGCACCACCAUCUCCGACAACGCCAAUCUCACAGCCCCGCUUGCCAUCAUCGCCCUCGAUAAUGACAUCGAGGAGACCAGGGACCCCAUGGUGCUCAUCUCCCUGGGCAGCUACGACAGCAUCUUCUCCGUGACCCCGCGGGGGAUCGCCCGACACCUGACGCUGCUCAAGCCUGUCGACCGCGAAGCGCAGCAGAGCUACGUGUUGGAGAUGAUCGCCUCGGAUGGCGUCCAGGAAAGCUCGCCGGUGACCGUCAACAUCACGGUGAUUGAUGCCAACGACAACACGCCCACUUUCCCCAACGUCUCCUACAGCGUCAACAUUUUCACCGACAUGCAACCGGGGGAGACUGUCCUGCAGCUGAUGGCAGUGGAUGCAGAUGAGGGCCCUAAUGGUCAGGUGUCCUACCGCAUCCUGGCAGGGGACCAGGGCCAUUUUGUGAUCGAGAAGCGGACAGGGGUGAUCAAAGCCAUGCAGGGCAUCGGUCUGGCCGUGGGCCGCACCUACGCGCUCACCGUGGAGGCCGUGGACAACGGCCCCAAGGACCAGAGGAGGAGCUCCAUCACCACCGUGUACAUUGAGGUGCUGCCGCCCAACAACCAGAGUCCACCCCGCUUCCCCCAACUUCUCUACAACCUGGAGGUCAGCGAAGCCAUGAGGACUGGAGGCACACUGCUCAACAUUCAGGCUACCGACCGUGAAAAAGAUCCCAUUACCUACAACAUCCAGAGUGGAGAUCCUGACGGCACCUUCGGACUCCUGCAACAAUCUGGGCUCCUGCUUCUGGACAAGGCGCUGGACAGGGAGACGACGGAUCGAUACGUGCUGGUUGUCACAGCGUCCGAUGGAACAGCGUCCGAGACCUCCACGGCCACCGUCAACAUCCUGGUCACUGACGUCAAUGACAACGAUCCCCUCUUCGAUCCCUCACUGCCCAGGAACCUUUCGGUCCUUGAGGAGGAGGCCAACGCCUUUGUAGGUCAAGUGAAGGCCACUGACACUGACGCCGGGGCAAACGGAGAGGUGCAUUACCGCCUGCUCUCCCACAACGGCCUGUUCCGCAUAAACAGCUCCGGGGUCAUCAGCACGUUGGCCCCGCUGGACCGCGAGGUCAGGGGUCAGUACCAGCUGGUGGUGGAGGCCUCGGACGGGGCGUCGGACCCGCGGCGCACCAGGCUGCCACUCCUCGUCACCGUCACAGACGUGGAUGACAACAGCCCGGCCUUCUUGCAGUCGGCCUACGAGGUGACGCUCGCCGAGAACAGCCCCGCCGGCACAGUCAUCCUCCAGCUCAGCGCUCAGGAUGCUGACCUGAACUCCAAUGUCACGUACCGGAUCAGAACGGAGGAGGCCCGGCAGCUCUUCUAUCUGGAUUUGGUGACAGGCCAGCUGUCGGCCCAACACACCCUGGACUUCGAGGCGCUGGCCCCCGAGGCCAUCGCACACACCUUCGUGGUGGAGGCAGUGGACAGUGAGGGCAGCAUGCCUCCCGGCCUGGCCACCGUCACAGUCAAGAUAACGGACAUGAACGACUACCCUCCAGUGUUUAGUCAGGCGCUGUACCGAGGGGUGGUGGCUCCCAACGCCGUCAAGGGGACUCUCAUCACCAUGGUGACGGCUAAGGAUGGGGACCCCCCUAACACCCCUGACGGCAGGGUGCGCUACCAGGUGGACACGGAGCAGUUCCCCUACAGCAACAGCCUCUUCGGCGUGGAGGAGGACACGGGCCACGUGGUCACCAAGGUCAACCUCAACGAGGAGCCCAAUGCCAAGUUCAGCCUGGUGGUUAUUGCCUAUGACGGCGGGGAGCCGGCCAAGCUCAAUAAGACCCUGGUGGAAAUCACCGUCCUUCAACCCUCUGUAAUACCAAUCUUCACCCAGGAGGAAUACAGGUUUCCUCCCGUGAGUGAGAAAGCCCCCAUCGGGAAGGUGGUGGGGGUCAUACUGGCUGCAGCCAUCAACCAGACAAUCGUCUACUCCAUUGUUGAGGGCAAUGAAAGAGGUGAAUUUGCCUUGAACAACAACACAGGCGUGAUCACCACAGCAAGGCAAUUGGACUUUGAGACCAACAGCAGUUUCCUCCUGCGGGUGGAGGCUGACUCUCUGCGGGUUGUCUCAUCAAACCUCCGCGCCCCGGCAAAGAUCAACACGGCCCGGGUGCUCAUCGACGUGCAGGACGAGAACGACCACCCUCCGCUCUUCACCAAGCCCCUCUACCUGGGAGGGGUGACUGAGGACGCCAAGACCUUCACCUCCGUGCUUCAGGUCCAGGCCCUGGACAAGGACACGGGGAACUACAGUGCCAUGCAGUACCGCCUCAUCAUCCCCCCCACGGCCGACGGGAAGGACAGCUUUGUGAUCGAGCCGUACUCGGGUGUCCUCAAGACGGCCAUCAUGUACCGCAACAUGAGGCGCUCCUACUUCAAGUUCCAGGUCGUCGCCACGGACAACUACGGCGCAGGCCUCAGCAGCAGCACUGAAGUAGUGGUGUCUGUGGUGAACCAGCUGGACAUGCAAAUAGUCGUCUCCAACGUCUCGCCGACCAUGGUGGAGCAAAACAAAGACCAGCUGAUGAGGAUUCUGGAGCGCUACGUUCAAGACCAAAUCCCCGGGGCCAAAGUCAUAGUGGAGUCCAUCGGGCCUCGUCGCUACGGAGACAGCUUUGAGCAGGAGGACUAUACCAAGUCGGACCUGAUGGUGUACGCCAUCGACCCCCUGACCAAUCGCGCACUGUCUCGUCAGGAGCUCUACAAGUUCCUGGACGGGAAGCUGCUGGACAUCAACAAGGAGUUCCAGCCGUAUUUGGGCCGCGGCGGACGCAUCCUGGAGAUCCGCACGCCGGACCUGGUGGCCAACGUGAAGAAGUCGGUGCAGACGGUGGGCUACACGGAGGGCGCGCUCCUCGCCCUGGCCAUCAUCAUCAUCCUCUGCUGCAUCCCCGCCAUCCUCAUUGUCAUCAUCACCUACAGGCAAUUUAAAGAGCGACAGGCAGAAUGUGCAAAAACAGCUCGGAUCCAAAUGUCCCUGCCAGUGGGCAAAUGUGUGGGUGCCGCCGCCAACAACCUGUACGAGGAGCUCGGGGACAGCACAAUGAGAGGCUACGGACAUCAGGAGCAGCAACAACUUCUGCGACCUUCUCUCUUGCGGCCUGAGGAGCUCUCAAUGGAGUCGGGCAUCGACCCUGGGCAGGACUAUUACACCCAGGAUUACUAUAAUUAUGAACACGGGUAUGACCUCCCUCAGUAUGGCAGCCGCAGGAAACUGAUCUCCCCGACAGGAAUGUAUGACGAGUACGGAGAGGUGGUCCUGGACGACGACGGCAGCUACUACUACAGUCCACAGGACUCUGAGGGCGAGGUUGCCAGGCGAGGUAGGAGACCAGGCCUGCAGGGCAGAGCCCAACACAGGAGGCCUCCUCCAAGGCUAGCCUUCGGGGACCAGCCCCUUGGAUCUCCCGAGCAGAACCUGUCUGAGCCACCAGAGGGCAGCACUGAGCCCAGACCGCACAGCUCAAAUGCCAGCCGCAAGUUCAAAGCUGUGGUGAAUCUGAGUAAGCUGUUAGCCACUUCCAAGUCCCUAAGCCUGCCUACGCUGUACCAAACUCCUUGGAAAAAGACCAAAAUAUUCCCCCUUGCGCCUCAUGAUACUAACGGGGUUGGCAGUGGUGGCAGCGGUGAAAACGGCAAUUUUCCCAUCAUGGCACGAGCCCGGCGAUCAGACAGCGUAGAUAGCGGCAUGGUGAUCGACGGCAGCUACUUCCAGACGAAAGAAGUGAGGCCGUCAGCCAAGGCGCGCCUGGGAAAGAUCCUGAGCCGCAUCAGCGUUGCCACCAAGCUCCAGACCAGGCUGCAGCCCCAGGGGCGUCACGACCGCAGUGGUGGCCGAUCCGUGAGCUCCGUCAGUGGUGGCGUCGGGGAGGUGACAUCCGGCCACUCCAAGGGCAGGGACUCGGAUGUUUCCUUGAGGGUGGGGGACAGUGAACGGGACGAAAGUAGCCCAGAAUCGCGGAGUGGAAGCGGGGGGGCAAUUCCUCAGACGACCUCCCUCUCGGAUACGAGCAGUGGCGCGUCGUCAGUGGGAGAUGGUCAAGAGAUGAGUGAUGAAGACUCGGAUGAGGACGGCGUGAGCCGGAGUACUGAAGAGUCAGACGUGGAGAGCAGUUCAGAGACGAAGAGCAGACGUUCCAAAUCAGACGAAGAGUCCGAGACGGAGACAGAAGGAGAGACGGACACGGAGAAGGAGUCUGACACUGACGAAGCCUCUGAUUCUGAGACCGGGUCGGCAGGUAGUCAGGGGUCUGACUCAGCGGAAGGUUCCAGAAGACAGAGAAACUCUGACGAGGAGGGAUCUAGCCCAACAGAAGGGACAGCGGAGUCGUCGGUCUCUUCCUCCAUCAGAUCAUCGGUCACAGGGUCCGGGCAUACGUCCUCAGCAGGGCUAAGUAAAGGGUCAGCAGCCAGCAGCAAACAGAGCUCCAAGACCAGUUCUACAUCUUCAGACAGGUCCAGGUCUGAUUCUGCUCACAGCAGCAGCAGCAGGUCUGGGAGGUCCACUCUAUCCCAGCAGUCUGAGGAAGAGGAGCAAGAGGAAGAUUCAGAGGACCCCACAGGAAACAGCACAAGCUCCUCCAAGACCAACUCCUCCACCAGGGACAGCCUCUCCCCCAUCGCCGAGGACAACGAGGGCGAGACGACGGACACAGCCAGCAGUCGUCACGGCAACAACUCCAAAGAUGGGAUAGACGCGUGAUUGAGAUGCGCGUCAAGCUUCCUUGGUUCCGCUUCGGCACCAUGCAUACGGGAGAAAGAAACGCAUACGGCUGGUGGUGGACCGCGAGUACGAAACCAGCUCCACGGGCGAAGAGAGCGCUCCCGAGUCGCAGCG